This is a messenger RNA of Nicotiana tabacum (common tobacco), 732 nucleotides long. NCBI's taxonomy places the organism in Eukaryota, Viridiplantae, Streptophyta, Magnoliopsida, Solanales, Solanaceae. The record is from RefSeq and is a predicted model, not a curated record.
AUGGUUUCACCUACAUCCAGUUCUCAAACCUCUUCUCCUUCCUCUUCUUCCAUGGCUAAUCUUCUAGUUACACCUUCGGUUAAGCAUUCUGUUGUCUCUGUUUCCAAUAUCAAAAAUUUGAGUCCUACCACUCUUGAUUAUAAAAACUAUAUGCUUUGGAGAGAAUUAUUUCUUCCUGUGUUUAAAGGACAUGGUGUCUAUGGCUUCAUUGAUGGAAGUUAUCCAUGUCCGGAGUCAACUCUUACCAUGGACGAUGGAACUUCUGUUACUAAUCCAGCUUUUCAACAAUGGGCAAUUAUCCGUCCUAACCAAAGUCUUACUGCUCGUGAGGCGUGGCUACAAAUUGAACGUCUUUUCCAUGAUCAUGUUAGUUCCCGAACUCUUGAACUUAAGGUUCAAUUUCAUAACCUUAAGAAAGGUUCCCUUUCUAUUGCUGAUUAUGUGCAUCGCCUCAAAUCCAUUGCGGAUGCCUUGACAUCAAUUGGUAAUCCUAUUUCUGAUUCUGAUCUUGUUCUCCAAAUUCUUUCUGGCCUACCUUCUGAAUAUCUCUCUGUUAGCACUUCAAUCUCUACUAGGAUUCCACUUCCUACUUUUCUUGAGGCUAGAUCUCUUCUGUUCCUUUAUGAAACUCAAUUGAAUGGCUUUUCUUCUACCGCAUCAGAAUCUUCCACUGCUUUAGUAGCUAAACAAAAUUCAUCUUCUCAAGGACAUGGACGUGGAAGAAAUUUCUAA